GUAAUCCUUCAGCUCUGGUGGGAAAGGAGAAGCCGUGAGCUCCCGGUUGAGAGUGAAGGUUAUUUUGCAAAACUCCCUUGGUGUCGUGCCGGCUGAGUGCUGCGGAAGGUCUCCGAGGUCUUAAAAAGUGUCAGCAAAGCUGCACUGAAUAACAGGCACACUAAGGGGACAUAUUUUUCAUCUCUAUAAUGAAGAAAAGCAGGAGUGUGAUGACAGUGACAGCAGAUGAUAAUGUUAAAGAUUAUUUUGAAUAUAGCUUGAGUAAAUCCUACAGUUCUAGUAACACACUUGGGAUUGACCUCUGGAGAGGGAGAAGGUGCUGCUCAGGAAACUUACAGUUACCACCGCUGUCCCAAAGACAGAGUGAAAGGGCCAGGACUCCUGACGGUGACGGCAUUUCCAGACCAACCACGCUGCCUUUGACAGCACUUCCAAGCAUUGCUAUCACAACUGUAAGCCAGGAAUGCUUUGAUGUGGAAAAUGGCCCUUCCCCAGGUCGGAGCCCACUGGACCCCCAGGCCAGCUCUUCUUCUGGGCUGGUCCUUCACGCCACCUUUCCUGGGCACAGCCAACGCAGAGAGUCCUUUCUCUACAGAUCAGACAGUGACUAUGACUUGUCACCAAAGGCGAUGUCAAGAAACUCUUCACUUCCAAGCGAGCAACACGGCGAUGACUUGAUUGUUACGCCUUUUGCCCAGGUCCUUGCCAGCUUGCGAAGUGUGAGAAACAACUUCACUAUAUUGACAAAUCUUCAUGGAACAGCCAACAAGAGGUCCCCAGCUGCUAGUCAGCCUUCUGUCUCCAGAGUCAACCUGCAAGAAGAAUCUUAUCAAAAAUUAGCAAUGGAAACGCUGGAGGAAUUGGACUGGUGCUUAGACCAGCUAGAGACCAUACAGACCUACCGUUCUGUCAGCGAGAUGGCUUCUAACAAGUUCAAAAGGAUGCUGAACCGGGAGCUGACACACCUCUCAGAAAUGAGCCGAUCAGGGAACCAGGUGUCUGAAUACAUUUCAAACACUUUCUUAGACAAGCAGAAUGAUGUGGAGAUUCCAUCUCCCACCCAGAAAGACAGAGAGAAAAAGAAAAAGCAACAGCUCAUGACACAGAUAAGCGGAGUGAAGAAACUGAUGCAUAGUUCAAGCUUAAACAAUACAAGCAUCUCACGCUUUGGAGUCAACACAGAAAAUGAAGAUAACCUGGCCAAGGAGCUGGAAGACCUGAACAAAUGGGGCCUUAAUAUCUUCAAUGUGGCUGGAUAUUCACACAAUAGGCCCCUAACAUGCAUCAUGUAUGCCAUAUUCCAGGAAAGAGACCUCCUAAAGACAUUCAAAAUCUCCUCUGAUACGUUUGUAACCUACAUGAUGACUUUAGAAGACCAUUACCAUUCUGAUGUGGCAUAUCAUAACAGCCUACAUGCUGCUGAUGUAGCUCAGUCAACCCAUGUUCUUCUUUCAACACCAGCAUUAGAUGCCGUCUUCACAGAUUUGGAAAUCUUGGCUGCCAUUUUUGCAGCUGCUAUCCAUGACGUUGAUCAUCCUGGGGUAUCCAACCAGUUUCUCAUCAACACAAAUUCAGAACUUGCUUUGAUGUAUAAUGACGAAUCUGUGUUGGAAAACCACCAUCUGGCUGUGGGUUUCAAAUUACUGCAAGAAGAGCACUGUGACAUCUUUCAGAAUCUCACCAAGAAGCAGCGUCAGACCCUCAGGAAAAUGGUUAUCGACAUGGUGUUAGCAACUGACAUGUCCAAACACAUGAGCCUGCUGGCAGACCUGAAGACAAUGGUAGAAACAAAGAAAGUUACAAGCUCAGGUGUUCUUCUGCUGGACAACUACACUGAUCGCAUACAGGUCCUUCGCAACAUGGUACACUGUGCAGACCUGAGCAACCCCACUAAGUCGCUGGAAUUGUAUCGGCAAUGGACAGACCGCAUCAUGGAGGAAUUUUUCCAGCAGGGAGACAAAGAGCGGGAGAGGGGAAUGGAGAUUAGCCCAAUGUGCGAUAAGCAUACAGCUUCUGUGGAAAAAUCCCAGGUUGGCUUCAUUGACUACAUUGUCCACCCACUGUGGGAGACCUGGGCAGACCUGGUGCAGCCCGAUGCCCAGGACAUUCUGGAUACAUUAGAAGAUAACAGGAACUGGUAUCAGAGCAUGAUACCCCAGAGUCCCUCCCCACCGCUGGAUGAGCAGAACAGAGACUGCCAGGGGCUGAUGGAGAAAUUUCAGUUUGAACUGACCCUUGAAGAGGAGGAUUCUGAAGGACCUGAAAAAGAGGGAGAGGGCCACAGCUAUUUCAGCAGCACAAAGACACUUUGUGUGAUCGAUCCAGAAAAUAGGGAUUCACUGGGAGAGGCUGUAGACAUUGCCACAGAAGACAAGUCCCCAGUUGACACAUAAUCUCCCUGUCUGUGUGGAGAUGAACAUUCCACCCUUGACAAGCAUGCCAGCUAUAUGGUAGGGCCAGCCCACCCCGGGGGCCAAGGCCUGCACAGGACAAGGGCCAUGUGGCUUUUCCAGUUACUUGAGUUUGGAGCCAGAGUGCAAGACCGUGAAGCAAAUAGCAGCUCAGGAAAUUCCACGGUUGACUUGCCCUCCUUGCAAGCCUGGUGGAGAGCUGAAGCUUUAUGUGGUACUGGAGGCCAAGUUCAGAUCACAACUAAUGGCUUGAAAAAAGAAGACACAAAACUGAGAGAUUUUUCUGCACUAAGCUUUGGGAAUCUGUCCCCUCUAGUGACUGAACUAAUACGUUCAUUUAUAAAUCUGCUCACCUGUCCUUUUGUCUGCCAACCUGUGUGCCUUUUUUUGUAAAACAUUUUCACGUCUUUAAAAAUGCCUGAUGAAUACCUAGAGUGUAGUAGUAUCAACUUCUACACAGACAAGCAUUCAAAGCUGACACAAACUUUUUUGACUCUUUCUGAAAAAAAAAAAAAAAAGGAAAGAAAACGGUCUUCCUUCUUUCUUGGGCAAUAUCUUUCACUUUACUACAGUUACUUUUGCAAAUAGAAAGGAUACACUUCUAACCACAUUCUACUUCCUUCCCCUGUUAUCCCUUCCACCUCCACAGUUGCCCUUACAACUUAAUUCUGUUUGCCUGCUUUGAACAGUAUUUUUUCUCCUCUGGAGUUUUACAUUUUUGCUCUCAACAGAAUAAAGUUGAACAAACGAAGGGAUAGGAAGAGGUAGUUGUGUUGUUCACAGUUACAGUCUGUGUAAAAUUCAACCGAAUAAGGCAGCGUAUCCUGUCAUGUCCCGAACCCAGCGCCACUGGGAGUCACCGGCCUGCCCUGUCCGCUCCCUCCUCUCUUCACGCUCACACCCAAUUAUGCCAUUUUCAAUUCAGUGCUGCCACCUCUCUCUUGCACUGCCUUCCCGCUAACACCUCCAUUUCUGUUUAUAACUGUGUAUUUAUUACUUAAUGUAUAUAAUGUAAUGUUUUGUAAGUUAUUAAUUUAUAUAUCUAACAUUGCCUGCCAAUGGUGGUGUUAAAUUUGUGUAGAAAACUCUGCCUAAGAGUUGCAACUUUUCUUGUAACGUUUUGUAUUGUGUAUUAUAUAACCUGAACAUCGCUGAGAGAGACAUAGGGCCCCGUCGCUUUGAGGACAUCAGUGGGCUUUUACUCAGAGGGUCUUCCCUUUUACCUGUCUGAAUUGCUAAUAUUGUGUAACCCCUUUACAAACCAGUUUUGGAAACAGGAUUCUCACAUUCGAUACGAAAUGGUUUAUACUGAGCUUUUACUUUUGUAUAGUUUCAUAGGGAUAGGGGGCAACAGGAUGUGGUUUUCACCCCUGUUCUAUCCAACUCCGUGUACGCAUGAGUUGGGUAAUAACUGGGUUCUACUAUAAUCAUGGCUUUGGUUUAAAAAGCAACACUACAUUUGCGCGCAGAUGGUUCUUCUGAAUGUUACCAAACUACUGACUUUGCAAAGAAAGCCUCCUGCCUGCCAUUAAACAGGAAUGUUAUGUUCCAAUUAAUUACAAAAAAGAAAACAAUAAAACAAUGUGAAUUUUAUAAUAAAAUGUGAACUGAUGUAGUAAAUUAUGCAAAUGUGAAGCUUCUGAUAACACUUGUUAAGUCUCUCAUUGGCUUCAGUCUCAGUUUGUAAAAUAUAUUUCAUGUGUUCAGUUCAGCAUUGUGACUCAUAGUUAAAGAAAUGGCACAGAUGUGCAUGACCAAUGGGUUUGUAUGUCUAUGAACACUGCAUUAUUUCAGGUGGACAUUUUAUUGUUUUCAAAAGUUUCUCACAAUGUAUGUUAUAGCACUAUUAUUAUUAUUAUCUAUUGUGUUCAAAUGCAUUCUUACGAGACUUUUCUAUGAGGUGAAUAAACAAAAGCAUGAUUAGAUUAGACUGUAGGUCCAAUUAUUUCGGGUCAGUUCUGACAUAUCAAAAGCAGAUCUUUUUUCUUUUCUCUCCUACCACA
Pteronotus mesoamericanus is the source of this 4414-nucleotide messenger RNA. It is a transcript of the gene PDE4B, whose product is annotated as phosphodiesterase 4B. Gene Ontology annotation, molecular function: transmembrane transporter binding; 3',5'-cyclic-AMP phosphodiesterase activity. The coding region runs from base 189 to 2393 and encodes 734 amino acids. The transcript has 17 exons. Gene Ontology annotation, biological process: signal transduction. Gene Ontology annotation, cellular component: perinuclear region of cytoplasm; nucleus; cytosol. The record is from RefSeq and is a predicted model, not a curated record. Lineage: Eukaryota; Metazoa; Chordata; Mammalia; Chiroptera; Mormoopidae.